AUGUUCGGAAUCAAGAGCAGGGUCCACCACCUUUAUCUGAUCGAUUUCGGUCUCAGCAAGAAGUACUUCGACCAGAAGCAUGUAGCGCUUCGGACGCAGCUCAGCCUCACAGGGACGGCCAGGUAUGCAUCCAUCAAUGCCCACAAGGGCGUUGAGCAGAGUAGGCGCGACGAUCUGGAGGCAGACCCGGAGCUAACGAGUCGUCUAAGUGUAGAUGAAAUGGGUCACACCUGGAUCACGGUUAAGAAAUUCAAUCAUAUCAAUACUGUAUCGUCUGAUGAAGCGGAAUUUGCGUGGGUGAUGGUGCCCGCUGGACGAUAUCCCGGCACUGGAAGCUUUCUGCUUGGACAAGCUGCCAAGCUGUGA
Symbiodinium sp. CCMP2592 is the source of this 366-nucleotide messenger RNA. Lineage: Eukaryota; Dinophyceae; Suessiales; Symbiodiniaceae. The record is from the annotation of a GenBank genome assembly.